Messenger RNA from Rotaria socialis, 825 nucleotides. NCBI's taxonomy places the organism in Eukaryota, Metazoa, Rotifera, Eurotatoria, Philodinida, Philodinidae. The record is from the annotation of a GenBank genome assembly.
AUGAAUAACACAAAACACAUAGCACAAUUACGUAUAGGCACACUUAAUGUUCACUUUUUUACUGAUUCACAAGGACAACCAAAUGUUCAUCGUAUUGCUCAACUUAUAAAACCAAUGUCGUUCGAUCUGCUUGCCAUGCAAGAAGUACUUCGUACUGACCAUCCGUCAGCUGAUACGUCUGAAAAUUGUGAAAAUUUUCAAUUACUCUCCGAUUUACUUGAGCUACCGUACACUGAAUUUUGUCAUACUUCACAAGGCUUUGGUAAUGGUGUUCUUUCACGAAUUCCAUUGAAAAACAGCGCGAAAUAUCGCACAGAAAAAGUUGGAGAUCACAAUGCACGUGGAAUGCUGGCAGUACAACUCGAUCAUGAAUUUUUCCGCGAUAACAAUGCUACAUUGUAUGUCACGCAUUUAGAUCAACUUAGUGAACAAAUACGUUUAGAUCAGAUGAAUCAAUUUGAAAAAAGUGUGCAUGUCGAAGGUCUUCAAAUGAUUUUAGGUGAUUUUAACUCAUUGACAUUUGAAGAUUAUACCGAUGAUUAUUUUAACGCUAAUAUUCACGAUGUACGUCAACAAAAUGCAUGGGAAGCGCCAUUCAAUUUAUUAACAAACAGCAUGAAAACGAACGGAUAUCAUGAUUGCUGGCGAGAAAUGAAUAAAGAAGCUCUUAAUGAUCAAGCAAUCACAUGUAUAUACAAGACACGAAUUGAUUAUAUUUGGAGAAGAGGUGAGCUAAAUAAUGGAUGGAUAAUGAAUGAAUGUAAAAUUUUUCCAAGUGAAGAUGCAACUGAUCACAAUGGGGUUUUAGUUACUUUUACAAAAUAA